Trichoplusia ni (cabbage looper) is the source of this 1255-nucleotide messenger RNA. Its product is annotated as aquaporin-like. The record is from RefSeq and is a predicted model, not a curated record. Gene Ontology annotation, molecular function: water channel activity. Lineage: Eukaryota; Metazoa; Arthropoda; Insecta; Lepidoptera; Noctuidae. Gene Ontology annotation, biological process: transmembrane transport. The transcript has 4 exons. Gene Ontology annotation, cellular component: plasma membrane. The coding region runs from base 87 to 863 and encodes 258 amino acids.
CGGCCGGCGGCGGCCUCAGUCCUCCCGCGACACCAGGCCGCGCAACUCGCCCGCAGCGCGCACGCACGGCUCCCGACACACCACACAUGCCACGAGACGAGAGGAAGGAGGGCGCGGGCGUAGCCGCGUGGCUGCGGCGCUGGUGGCGGGCGCUGCUGUCGGAGCUGGUGGCCACGACCACGCUGGUAUGGCUGGGCAUCGCCGCCAUGACGCCGCUGGGACCCACCGCGCCGCCGCUGGCGCACCCCGCCAUGGCGUUCGGCUUCAUGGUGGUGGCUAACGCGUGCGCCUUCGGGCCCGUGUCGGGGGCGCACAUGAACCCGGCCGUGACGCUGGCCGCGCUGCUGUACGGGCAGCUGGCCCCGCUGCCCGCGCUGGGCUACGUGCUGGCGCAGAUGCUGGGCGCCACGCUAGGCUUCGGCGCGCUGCUGGCCACGUCGCCCCGCGCGGCCACGGCGGCGCCCGCGGGCGUCACGCUGCCCGGGCCCGGCGUGUCCGCGCUGGGCGCCACGCUGGUGGAGGCCGCGCUCACGGCCACGCUGGCGCUGGCCGUCUGCGGCGUGUGGGCCGCGCACGACGCCUCGCGCCCGGACCCCUCCGUGCCCAUCAAGCUGGGGCUCGUUGUCGCCGGUCUCGUCUAUGCAGGGGGAUGCGCAACUGGCGCUAGUAUCAACCCAGCGAGAAGCUUCGGCCCCGCUCUCCUGCAGGGUACCUGGGAUUACCAGUGGGUGUACUGGGUGGGCCCGCUGGGCGGCGCGGCGCUGGGCGCGCUGCUGCACCGCCACGUGCUGCGGCCGCGCGCGCGCCGCCUCGCGCCCGCAGACGCCGGGACGCCGCUCCACGACAAAACGGAACAACCCUAGUCUUAUCCUUAAAAAAUCUAUUAAAAAAUCCUCUCUAUAAUCGUUUUUUAUUGCUCCUGAUGAUUGGACAUUCAGUUGAUAUGUGUUGAUACGUAUAUCAUAUUAUAACAAAUCAGUUUCAUAUGAACCUGAACAAAUCAAUGAACUACAAACUUCUUGGUUUGGACAAUCCGGAGAUACAAUUGUAAUUGAUUUUUUAUGAAACAAUAUUUAGGUUGCGUUUAGUUAGUUAGUUUGCGUUUGAUACCCCUAACAUAAUGCUAUAUUUUUUUUAGAAAAUUACGGGUAGUAAUUUUGCAAAAAAAAUAUGGCAUUAUGUAAAAUAUAGCUUGAUACUGCUGAAAUAUAGCAGUAUCAAAUGCAAACCUAAAAAUAUACGUUUAUGAAUCGCA